AUGUCAAAGCCUGGUCGAUCAGAAGGCGAGGCUGUAACGGCCAAAGCCGAACAUGUUACGAAAUCAGCUUUGGCUACUGUGGGGAACCAGAUCUUGCCGUUCGUCAUUGGUGGAGGGUCUGGUAUAGUUGCGACGACAUGUCUACAACCUAUUGAUAUGGUCAAAGUGCGACUACAACUUCUUGGCGAAGGUUCAAAGGGAGCCAAAGCUGUAACACCUUUACAAGCAGCACGUAUGGUCGUCGCCGAAGGAGGUUUCGUCGGCCUAUACAACGGCAUUUCCGCUGCUUGGCUUCGACAGGCUACCUAUGCCACCUUGCGCCUCGGAUUCUUCGAUCGAUUCUUGGAAUUUUUCAGGACCCGGGCCCAGAGCCAAGGACGAGAGGUCAACUUCGGCGAACGUGCUGCAGCAUCGUUGGGAGGUGGAGGUCUAGCAGCGGCACUGGCCAAUCCUGCAGAGGUUGGCUUGAUUCGAAUGCAAUCGGACGGGAUGAAGCCUCCAGCAGAAAGAGCGAACUACCGGUCCGUUCUGGACGCCUUGACUAGGAUCGCAAAGAGCGAGGGUAUCUUUGCACUCUGGCAGGGAUCCUACCCAACUGUCAUCCGUGCUAUGGCAACCAACUUCGGUCAGCUUGCGUUCUUCUCAGAAUCCAAGGCUCAGCUGGAGAAACAUACUUCACUCUCCGAUCGGAAUAGGACCUUUGCGGCCUCAGGAAUCGCGGGUUUCUUUGCGGCCUUCUUCAGCCUGCCGUUCGACUUCUUGAAGACAAGGCUGCAACGGGGAGGCGGCGCUUACAAGGGAGUGUUCGACUGUGCCACCAGAGUCGCCAGAGAAGAAGGUUUACUGCGAUUUUACCGUGGCUUUGGAACAUACGUCCUGCGCAUAGCUCCGCACACCAUAAUAACCCUCAUCGUGGCAGACAACUUGAAGGCCGUCUUCAUGCCGUCGUCGGAAUUGUGA
Molecule: messenger RNA, 960 nt
Organism: Zasmidium cellare ATCC 36951
Lineage: Eukaryota; Fungi; Ascomycota; Dothideomycetes; Mycosphaerellales; Mycosphaerellaceae
Exons: 2
Coding region: 1-960 (319 amino acids)
Molecular function (GO): oxoglutarate:malate antiporter activity
Source: RefSeq, a predicted model, not a curated record